CGUCGGUGAGUCCAAAUUUUGAAUCUCGGAGCCCUUCGUCUGCCACCUCCGUGCACCCGGUCCAUAAACUCAGUGACCUAACAUAACAACCCCCGCUACAGACGGACGGCUUCCCCUGACGCUACCGGUUCAUGGAUCGGAUCCACAGGAUCCCCUCCGCAAUUGCCCCCUCCUUCCCCUUCCUUUUUUCUCUGCUCCGCCGCCGCCGCCGCCUCUCCUCUGCUCCCCCGUUCCGUUCACCUCCCAAAACAGCUCAAACAAAUCGAAGUGGGGGAAGAAGAAGAAGAGAGAGAGAGAGAGAGAGAGAUCCAAUGGCGGACGCGGUGUCGUACGAGGAGCAGCGGCGGAGGCAGGUGGAGGCGAACAAGCGGAAGCUGGAGGAGCUGCAGCUCCACCACCUCUACGCCGCCGUCCGAGAGGCCGCAGCCAAGCCCUCGCCGGCCAAGUCACUGAAGCGGAAGGCGCGGGCGCCGAUGGAUGCAGCCGGUGGGGAGGCGAUGCCGCUCCGGCGGUCCGGCCGCGUCGCCAACCUACCCGAGCAGCCCAAGUACCGCGAGGUUGUUCCUGAUUUCGAGAGGAAGGUUAGGAGGACGUACGGCACGGGGAGGAGGGACCUGGCCAACCGGGUGUACGCGACCGAUGAUGAGCGGAGCUACGCCAUCGCUAAGGCAGAGGAGCUGGAGGACGAGCUGGGCUCCGUCUACCCCAUCUUCGUGAAGCCCAUGACCCAGUCCCAUGUCACCGGAGGUUUCUGGCUGGGCCUCCCGAGGCAGUUCUGCCAGAAAUAUCUGCCGAAGCGCGACGAGACGAUGACGCUGGUGGAUGAGGAGGAUGACGAGUUUGAUACGCUCUACCUCGCGCCGAAGAAGGGCCUCAGUGCCGGAUGGAGAGGGUUCUCCAUCGAACACAAGCUGGUUGAUGGAGAUUGCUUGGUCUUCCAACUGAUUGAGCGGACAAAGUUCAAGGUCUACAUAAUUAGAGCAAGCUCCUACUAUGAAAAUGAUAACUGAUGAAAACUGGGAGCUUCUAACAUGGUGAUUGGAGCAGUGCUGGAAAUGGUGUACUUGAGAAGACCGGCGUGAACUGGAUGGAAUAAGUUCGCAGAUGGAGAUUGCUAGCCGUCUUCAGCCUUUUGAGUGGCAAAAUGUUCAAAAUAUUAACUUAACCUAUUCUGUACCAGCUGUUACUUUGUAAACUUCUUAUUUGGCCUUACAGAGUUCAGAAAUCUGCACUAUGUAAGGGGAUGCGUAUGGCAACUGACCUCAUUUUGUAAAUUGAUUCUCGUCCUUGUUUAGCUUGGUUCCAUUUUGGGUGA
Molecule: messenger RNA, 1315 nt
Organism: Phragmites australis (common reed)
Lineage: Eukaryota; Viridiplantae; Streptophyta; Magnoliopsida; Poales; Poaceae
Product: B3 domain-containing protein Os06g0194400-like
Exons: 7
Coding region: 132-1010 (292 amino acids)
Molecular function (GO): DNA binding
Source: RefSeq, a predicted model, not a curated record